Molecule: messenger RNA, 2196 nt
Organism: Manacus vitellinus (golden-collared manakin)
Lineage: Eukaryota; Metazoa; Chordata; Aves; Passeriformes; Pipridae
Gene: IGFBP3
Product: insulin like growth factor binding protein 3
Exons: 5
Coding region: 1-666 (221 amino acids)
Biological process (GO): regulation of insulin-like growth factor receptor signaling pathway
Cellular component (GO): extracellular region
Molecular function (GO): insulin-like growth factor I binding; insulin-like growth factor II binding; fibronectin binding
Source: RefSeq, a predicted model, not a curated record
AUGGUGGCUGUCUGCUCUCUGCAGCUUCUCCGGCCAAUCAACAGGGAAGCAGGGAACGGGGAGGCCCGGGAGAGCUCGCCGCGGAGCUCUGUCUCCGGAAAGGGCCCUCGCUCGCUGCCCGACGUCUGUCGGUCCGCGGGCCGGGGGCUCCGCCGGCAGCCACGUAGCCGAGUCUGGGAUCGUUUUGAAGGAGGAAAUUCCAGUGAUUCAGAAGAAGACCAGAGUACCAGCAGCACAGAAAAUCAGGGCGUUCCAAACUCUCACAGGGUGCCAGAUUCCAAAUUGCAUCCACCACACAUCAAAAUAGAUAUCAUCAGGAAAGUGCAAGCCAAAGAUACUCAGCGUUAUAAAGUGGAAUAUGAUUCACAGAGUACAGAUACACUGAAUUUGUCUUCUGAAUCCAAACAAGAGACUGAGUAUGGUCCAUGUCGUAGAGAAAUGGAAGACACUUUAAACCACCUAAAGAUCCUGAAUGUCUUGAGUCCAAGGGGCUUUCAUAUUCCAAAUUGUGACAAGAAGGGGUUCUACAAGAAAAAGCAAUGCCGCCCGUCCAAAGGCCGAAAAAGAGGUUAUUGCUGGUGCGUGGAUAAAUACGGACAGCCACUUCCCGGGUAUGAUGGGAAGGGAAAAGGAGAUGUCCACUGCUAUAACUUGGAAAGCAAAUGAGGACUGGGUGCCAGCUCUUUUGGCAUCUGGGCGUGGCCGCUGGACCUCACAGAGGCCUUGGGGGGGCUGGGCAAACACUGUGGACUGCAUUGCAUGUGGAGUACCAAGCUCUGCUUCUGCAGCAGAUGGAGAGUUGCAGCCUCCGCAGAUGCUGCUGCAGCUGCACCCUGCCACCAACAUGUGUUGAGCUUCCUAUAGGACAUGUAGGAGCUCUGAAAUCUCAUGUAAACGUGCACUAUUGAUACCCAGAGAGAGAAAAACAAAAGGCACUUCAGAAUGGAUUCAGGGAGUCUCCACUUACUUUUUUAAGAAGGGCCUGUGACCAAUUUGAUCCUAAAAGAUACUGUUGGUUUUUUUACUUUAUUUUAAAGAAUUUAUAGAUUUUAAGCUUGUAGAAGUAUUAAAGAAAAAAGAUCCACAAAACAAACAAACAAACAAAAACUUACAAGGAUUUAAAGGUAAGGCGUUUUUUACAGGUCUGAUGGGAAACUUGUCUUCACGGGUAAAAAGUUUUAUAAAAAUCUCAAAGAACUUUUUAAAGAAAUGUAUUUCUAGAAUAAAGACAUGGCUAUUUUUUCUGUAAAAUAUAUUAUGAAUAUUCUGUUAGUCUGUAUUUAAUAUAAUUGUUUUUUAAUAAACUUUAUUUAAAUGUAACAUGUGAAUACCAAAUAUUACAUGGUAAUUCUAGUGUAUACUUCUGUAUGCAAAGAGAAAGCAAGGGUAUGGAAUGACUUACAAAUAUGUUUUAAUCCAUAUACAUACAACUGACCUGUUCUAGAUAAUAGAAAUUAAUUUGUGGAGCAAAGGAAGUGUUUCCAGAAGAGUUUGAGAUUUUGUGUAUUUGAUAUAACUACAAAUACUAAAAUAACUUUUAAAAAUUAUUUUAUUGUUAUUUCUAAUUGUUAUUUUCUAAUGUGACCAUCACUGAAUUAUGCCACUGGAAAAGGAUAACUGUUGCACUGAAGCUCUUGGUAAAGCUUUCUUCUGUUCUUUGCUUCAGUUUGUGCAACAGGGCUUACAUUUCCUUCAUUUCCUGCUCACACUAAUACAGAAUAUUCAUGGACAAAAAAAUUGCCAUCACAGUACCAGCCUUUUUAUUUGCUUAUUUAUUUUGAAAAGGUGUUGUCUUGGUACAUUCUACCAAAGCACAUACUCUGUACGAGGAACUCCUGUUUCAAAACAAUGCUGACAAAACGGGGGGAUUGUGGGCCCUGGGUGUUGAGACACUUCGUUUAUGCUACACACAAUUGUUGCUUGAUUUGACUAUGGCAGAAAUCAUUUGCCUGCAUCUAAGCACCAUUGAGUUUAAAUAUUUAAACUAGCUGUUUUCCAUGGUGUUAUGUGUCUUUUUAAUUGGAAGAGAAAUUAUUUGGUUUUGUUGUGGUAUGUGAUGCUUUCACAUAAGGAAGGCUUUGGCAACAUUAUUUUUUUGAGGCUGAUUGUUUACUGAACUUUGUGGAAAAUUCUGUAUGACAAUGAAAUCUGGAUAAUGAAAGGUAGACUGUGAAAUGUAACAUCUCUGGAAAGUAA